AUGUCUCCUCAAGACAAAGUAUCACUUCUUACUGGUGCCAUUGAAAAAGGCCAAUUGACUAGAGUCGGCGAGACUAUUUAUCCUUCUAUAAAUGACAAUGAAAUACUAAUUAAGUGUGUUGCGUAUGCAGCUAAUCCAACAAAUUGA
Messenger RNA from Debaryomyces tyrocola, 147 nucleotides. The record is from the annotation of a GenBank genome assembly. NCBI's taxonomy places the organism in Eukaryota, Fungi, Ascomycota, Pichiomycetes, Serinales, Debaryomycetaceae.